ACAGAGUUUUGGCAACGCCCCGAUCGGAUCGUAGUGUUAACUUUUCUUCAGUCUUAGCCGAGCGGCUCGCUGCAACGAACGUGUUUUUCUGCCUGCAGUGAACCGAAAAAACGAAUUACGAAUUAAGUGAAAAAUCGAAAUCAAGUGAAAAUGCGCUUCAAACUGUUUGUGGUUUGUGCGCUGGCCUGCGGCUUUAUGGCCUAUGUCCUGGCCAACGAGAACAUCUCCACGGAGGAGCUGGAGGACCAGAUCAUCAACUCAGUGCCCGAACCCGUGAAGGAGACCAAACUGAAGGCCCAGGCGGAGUUUGUGGAGGUGGUUCCGAAGGCCACGCCCGACAAAAAAGCGGAGGGGGAAAAACCGAAAACCAAGCCCCUGGCCCUUCAGAAACCCACUCUGAUCCCGGUGGUCCAUGUCACCAGCCGGGGAACAGACGAUAUAUUGACCGUGGCCGGACUGAAGCCCCAGAAAGCCUUCGGAGCUCUCGUGAUGGCCAACGAAUAUUUGGGCGAGCUGUCCGACAUCGACAGCAGUGGCUACAACUGGGAUCCCGACAACAAUGUGGCCCCGCCUUCCACGCCCUCCACUGCGUUGGGGGGAUACACGAUAACUGCGUCCAGGCUGGCCGAGCUCCGGAGCACCUUCAUGUACUGGUACUUCGACAAGGACAUGUACGGAGGCCGCGGCGACUACCAGUUCGACAUCCACGCCUCCAUGACGCAGCUGCACAAGAACCUCAACUUCCAGAUGCCGUUCUACGGGUUCCGCUUCAACUACACCAGGCUCUCCCUCAACGGUUACUUGGAGUUCUCCGACCCGCCGGAGUACCUCACCUAUCCCCUGGUGUUUCCCAUCAAGGACUGGCCGGCCAAGAGGGAUCCCUCCUUCAUGGGCAUCUUCUUCAGCAAGUGCAGGGUGGGUAGGAUCUACCCGUCGGAUAUUGACCAGCGAACGCCCGGCGUCUACUUCCGGGUGGAACGUGAUCUGAUGGGCCGCACGGACCGCUUCGGAGUGGAGGUGCGGGAGCGGACCAUGUGGGACAUCCGCCAGGGAGUCGUGGGCGCCGACACCUUCGUUCCCAAGCACGUGGUGAUCGCCACCUGGAAGAACGUGUCCUUCUCCGGCGGCAUCGACAACUCCCUCUACACGACAAACACGUUCCAAAUGGUCAUCGCCACCGACGAAGUCUACACCUACCUCAUCUUCAACUAUGCAGUUCUCAACUGGCUUUCGCACACUGAGGCCGGAGGAGAUACUACCAAAGGAGAAGGCGGUGUUCCUGCAUAUGUCGGUUUCAAUGCCGGCAACGGCACUCAGGCCUACGAGUACAAGCCCUACAGCCAGAACAUGGUGAUUCGUGACUUGGUCAACCGCGGAUGGGCCAAUGGGUUCCCCGGCCGUCACAUCUUCCGCGUGGACGAGCAGAUUCUAAUUGGCUCCUGCAACAAGGAUAUCGAUGCCGCCCUGCUGCCUUUGACCUUCGCCCCCGAAUCGGGCAACAUGCUGGGUGGCCAGGUGGUCAACAUCACGGGACCCUGCUUCGAUCCCAAUAUCCGGGUGACCUGCCACUUCGACACGGAGUCCGUUCUGGGCACCUACGUGGACCGGAACCGCGUGAUCUGCGUGCAGCCCUACCUGAAGGCGGAGGGCUACAUCCGCUUCCAGAUCUCCGUGGGAACGCAGAGGUUCAAGUGGCGCGGAAAGUACUUCGUGGAGACCCCGGCCGCCGCCACCGAGAAGAUCUUCUUCGCCACCGACGACGUGCACAAGAAGAACCCCAGCGAGAUCCGCAUCACCUGGAACCAGUACAACUUGACCUCGAACACCGCCGCCAACGUGAUGAUCUCGCUCUGGGGCUACAGGGAGACCAAGAUCGAGCCCCAGCUGGAGUACAUUGACGUGAUCGAAGCCUCCUACUCGAAUACCGGCAGCUACGUGAUCACGCCCUCGAAUUACAUAAACCGCAACAACGUGAACCGCGACAUGCAGUUCGGAUUCCUGCAGAUCAACCUCACCCAGCCGGAUCAGUACUCCGGCUUGGCCAUCAGUCCGGUCCUGUGGUCCCGCCCGAUCCCGCUGGCCUGGUACAUGGCUCCCCAGUGGGAGAGGCAGCACGGAAAGCGGUGGGCGAGAGCGCUCUGCGAUAAUUGGAUCCGCGCCGACCGAUUCCUCAGGAACUUUGCUGCUGACCUGCCCCUGUGCCCCUGCACCUUGGACCAGGCCGUCCUGGACAAAGGACGCUUCCGGCCGGAUCGGGAGUGCGACAAGGACUCGAAUCCCAGCUGCCUGAGGCAUCGCGGAGCCAUCCAUUGUGUGGUCAGCGGAACGCCAGUUGCGCAGGGAGCUGAGCAGCAGUGCUGCUACGAUCGUUACGGGUACCUGAUGCUGACCUACGACCAGAUGUGGGGCUCCCGCCCCCGCCGCGUGCACAACCUGGGCAAGAUGCCCUGGAACGAGGCCAGCAAGGUGCCCUCGCUGUCCAUGUGGUUCCACGACAUGCGGCCCUUCUACUCCUGCUGCUUCUGGCAGGAGGAGCAGGCGGUGGGCUGCGAGACCUACCGCUUCGAGCGGCGUCCCUCCCAGGACUGCGUGGCCUACCAGGCGCCGGGCAUCGCGGGCGUCUUCGGCGACCCGCACUUCGUGACCUUCGACGGGCAGGCCUACACCUUCAACGGACUGGGCGAGUUCGUCCUGGCGCGCAGCGUGGAGGAGAGCAACCGCUUCGAGGUGCAGGGUCGGUUCGAGCAGCUGCCCACCAACUACUACGGCGAGGUGAAGGCCACCCAGCUGACGGCGGUGGCCAUGCGGGGCAACACCACCACCACCAUCGAGGUGCGCCUGCGCCCGCUCCACGCCCGCUGGCGCUACCGCCUGGACGUCCUCGCCGACGGACGCAGAGUGUACUUCGACCGAGAGAGCCUCAAGUUCCAGCACUUCGACGGCGUGUCCGUCUACACCCCGACCUACCUGCUCAACCAGUCGCAGGUGGUGGUCCAGUUCGACGCCGGAAUCGGAGUGGAGGUGGUCGAGAACGAGGGCUUCAUGACGGGCCGCGUCUUCCUGCCCUGGAAGUUUAUAAACAAAACAGCCGGACUCUUUGGCAACUGGAGCUUCAACAAGCUGGACGACUUUACGCUGCCCAACGGCCAAGUGGCCCAGCUGAACCUGAACGACCUGCGCAGCAUCCACACCAACUUCGGAAUCAAGUGGAUGCUCACGGACCGCGAGGUUCCCGGAGUGGGAGCCGCGCUCUUCACCCGCGAGUUCGGCCGGAUGUCCAGCUACUAUGCGAACGCCACCUUCCAGCCGAACUACGUGCUCGAUCCCGCGGACUUCCUGCCCGCCAACCGCACCUACGAUCUGGAGAGGGCCGAGGAGCUGUGUGGAGAGUGCAUGCAGUGCCAGUACGAUUACGCCAUGACCCUCAAUCGCGAUUUGGCUCACUUCACCAAGAACUACUACGACACGAUAGUCAACAUGCAAGCUGAAAACGCAGUGCGAGUUGUGUCCUGUGGUGUGUUGCAGACCCCUCGAUUCGGUCGAAAGUUGAGCUUCGACUUUAUGCCAGGCGCAAAGGUGUCCUUCGAGUGUAACGAGGGCUUCAUCCUGGUGGGAGAUCAGCGUCGAGAGUGCUUGGCCAACGGUCUGUGGAACAUUCCCGAGUAUGGAUACACAGAGUGCCUACGUGAGGUGUACUACACGCGUCGGGUCGCUUUCAUUGCAAUUGGCAUUAUCUUCCUGGUGAUCUGCCCACUGAUGCUGUGCAUCGUGUGCGGCGUGUACCGCUACCGCCAGAAGCAGCUCAAGGAGGACCCGCAGUGGCAGAUGCCCAUGCUGCCCCGCUCGCGGGCCAGUUCGGCGCGAAACCUGCGCACUCUGAACUACGACGACGACAGCGACACGGACGCCAGCACGCUGAAGAAAACUAAGAAAUGGGAUCUGGAUGAGAACGACGAGGACGUGACCUCGUCGGAAGGUGAGAAGCCGAAGCAGCUGGGUCGCCGAUCCCUGCACUCCGCCUCGGGCACCGACCUGGACCAGCACGGCUCCCCGGUGGACCCUGACCAGCACCCCGACGAGGACGACGACUUCGACGAGGCGGACGUCCACACGGGCACCACCCACCCCGCCGGCUACCACCAGCCCCUCUCGCCGGAGGAGGCCGACCAGCUGCACCGCCAGCAGUACAGCCCCACCUUCAGCGGGCUCGACAGCCGCACGAGCGGCGCCAGCUCCAUCAACUACACUCCCCAGGCGGCGGCCCAGAACCGCUUCGGCGGAGUGCCCGUGCUGCCCAGCAACACGCAGUACUACAGCAGACCCCCCAGCGUGAACGCCGUGCCCCUGCGCACCGCCCCCGCGCCCCUCACGCAGGACAGCGGCCUGCCCUCGCCGCCCGUGGCCACCUCGCCCACCCCCUCGGUGCAGAAGUCCACGGAGGUCUAGGAUCGCCGCUUCUGCCAUCCGCGAUCCCCAGCUGCAAAGUUCAAAUAGGAGCCGCCCCGAGUAGUUACUAAUUUUAAGCACCCUUCAUUGCCGGAACUCUGACCCCGCCCCUUCCACCUUUCCAUGGUGUUUUAUGUACCACCCCACACUCUAUUGCUGUACUGCUGUCUACCCGCGGCCAUGACCCACAAAUAACAUGUAGAAUAACCUUAUACUUACCUAAUAGUCCAACUCCGUGAAGCGAAUCCUGUACGUUAAGCAUAGUUCGAACGGCAACUUCAUUUGUAUUGCUUCGGCCCAGGUAAACAAUCAUCAUUUUAUACUGAAUAAAGCCAAACACCUGUUUAUAGUUGUUAACUUGUAAA
Molecule: messenger RNA, 4811 nt
Organism: Drosophila ficusphila
Lineage: Eukaryota; Metazoa; Arthropoda; Insecta; Diptera; Drosophilidae
Gene: mesh
Product: protein mesh
Biological process (GO): cell-matrix adhesion
Source: RefSeq, a predicted model, not a curated record